AUGCUGAAAAGCUGUGAGGAUUCUUCAGUUGCCUUUUCUAUAGGAAUUUUCUUCUUUCUACUUUUGGUGUUCUGUGGAAUUGGGUGUGUUUGGCACUGGAACCACCCUAACACAACUCGAUUUACCUUGCCAAAAUUUUUGCGAAGGAGAAGAAGCAGGAGAAAUAACUAUGCUAAAACACCCACCUUGAGUCCCCAAGUUAUUGGCCCAAAACAUAAAAUCUCAGUUCAAACCCAGGAUCACAAAUCUGCUAUGGGGGCAACCAACGUGCAUGACAACUACGAAAAUGUGAAAGCCAGUCUUCCAAAAGCUAAAGAAGAAACCGAUAAGGAAAUAUAUGAAAACACAAGGCAGUCCAAUUUUGAGGAGCAUAUCUAUGGAAAUGAGACAUCAUCUGACUAUUACAAUUUCCAGAAGCCUGGUACUUCUGCAGCUCCACAAGAUGAAGAUAUAUAUAUUCUUCCAGACUCAUAUUAA
Molecule: messenger RNA, 477 nt
Organism: Orycteropus afer afer
Lineage: Eukaryota; Metazoa; Chordata; Mammalia; Tubulidentata; Orycteropodidae
Gene: GAPT
Product: GRB2 binding adaptor protein, transmembrane
Exons: 1
Coding region: 1-477 (158 amino acids)
Cellular component (GO): membrane
Source: RefSeq, a predicted model, not a curated record